This is a messenger RNA of Aspergillus nidulans FGSC A4, 654 nucleotides long. RefSeq lists its product as uncharacterized. Bases 1 to 654 code for a protein of 217 amino acids. NCBI's taxonomy places the organism in Eukaryota, Fungi, Ascomycota, Eurotiomycetes, Eurotiales, Aspergillaceae. The transcript has 4 exons. The record is from RefSeq and is a predicted model, not a curated record.
AUGUCGAGACCGCGGCGGGGUUCUUUGGCCUUUUAUCUGAUGCUCGCCUGCGACGAGGCUCAAAUCAACAAAUUUUUAGCCUUGACUGAGAGACCGAAUGUUACAUUCACCCCUGAAUUCCAUCUGGAGCAGCUGCCCGUGGCAAAGGAGGAGUUGCGCGAUGCAGUCAAGGGUGUCUUUGGGUCCGAGGAGAGAGCACUGGUCAUGCAACCUUUUGUCAUGUUUCGACUUUCAUGUACUAUCCCCGUGGAUUCGCGCGCUCAGCUGCUGAACUCCCUGGAGGGCUCCAAAUGCAUCCUAUUUCUCCAGUCAAUCAUAGUCAUCAACAACCCCAAUCAACUCCGCCAAAUUCUUCGUGCAGCCAGCAUGGGGCUUGCGAAUCUGGCGAGGGUUAUUGCCAUUGCAGGUGAACUGGGCAAUGCUGCCCUGGCGACCUAUGAUACGGUGAAUAACCCGGAUGCGGCGGUUGUUAAUAUGCCGGGCAUGCUGUUCGGCGCGGGGGCUUUCACGAAGGUGUCGCGCGACGCGAAGGGGCUAAAGGGUGUGGCUAGCUAUCGCAGGGGGAUGCCCACGGGUGAGAUUGCGUCGCUAGGGAAGUUCUUUGAGAAUGGGGAUGGCAAUGCGCAGGCUAUACUGGGCAAGAUGUGCUGGUAA